Ixodes scapularis (black-legged tick) is the source of this 2223-nucleotide messenger RNA. RefSeq lists its product as uncharacterized. The transcript has a single exon. The record is from RefSeq and is a predicted model, not a curated record. NCBI's taxonomy places the organism in Eukaryota, Metazoa, Arthropoda, Arachnida, Ixodida, Ixodidae. Bases 16 to 672 code for a protein of 218 amino acids.
GUUUGUAUAAUCCUGAUGUUGCCAUUAUAUUGUCUUCGUGAUUUUCUUUUUUCUAGGAUAGAAAGUGCCAAAGGGAGCGGCGCAGGCAACCUGGUCGAUAAUCGGGCCGCGGCGGUUCAGCACAGUCCCGUCCACUCCCAGCAUCCCAGGGGCUCGAACGAACCAGGGACUUCUGCUUCGCCGUCCGGUGACCAUGAGGCCAAGGAAAGCAAGAUUCUCCCGCCACCUACUCCACCUGGGAGGGCUAACCACGGCAUCACUGUUAAAAAUCCAAAAUCCCACAAAUCCAUGAACAGGGACAUCAAAGAGAAGUCCGGUGCCGUCAAACAGGAAGCAGACGACGUGAAUUCUCGGGACGUGAAGGCAGGCGGCAAGGGAUCCCUCGAUCCUCCACUCCGAAUCGCUUCGUACGAGAGCAUGAGGAACGGUUGGAACGCCGCCGAUGAUUCGGCGGGAAUAGCAUUAAGUAUGCAAGGUUUGGGCCGCACGCAAAUCAUCUUGAAUAUGAAUCUGGAAACUGGGGAUCUGUGCGACAAAAACCUGAGGGAAAGCUUGCUUCGGCUCUUACAGGCGGAACACGAUUUCGUGGUUCAGCAACAAAAGAGCGAAGCAUUGCGAAUUGAGCUUUUAAGCAAGGAACUUUAUUCCAACAUGACCGACAACAAAAUCUAGCGUGCGUGCAGCCUUCGGUGAUUUUAGUGGUACCUAUACCCGUUUUCACCUCAAGAACCACAGUAAAAAAAGUCCGGCGCCACGCGGACCACUACUAAUUUCCCCCUUCAUGGGGAUAAUUAAAGGGAAGAUGGGGCACUUCUACAUUUGAGAAAAAACGCUUGAAUUGCGUUCAUUUGGCCUUUAGAAUAACAGAUAUCAAAAUUAUAUUUCAAUGCGACGCGCCGGAGAGUUACAAGAGCAAUUUCAAAAUAUGACUGAAGCCCCGCCCCCCUAGCCUUGGGCAGCCAAAAGAGCCGUCGAUGACGUCAUGGACAGCGACUGUCUUUCGCGUUUUUCUCGCGUUUAACAAUACUUACGCAGCAAAUGAUUUGGGUAUUCGGGUUCACGGGGUAAAAAUACACUAGAAUUCACUUCUAACUCAUUUUUUCCGAGAAGCUCCGUAGCUUCCCUCUAAGAGAUAUGUAGGUGAAUGUUAGAUUAUAUAUAUGUUAUCUUAUCCAGACGUUCACGUUUCAAACGCCAAAAGCAUUGCUUUUCCCUGCAAUAACCAAAUCUCGUAAGAACUAUUUCGCACUGCGUAUGAACAAUGCGCAAAACUUGCUUUUUUCUUGAGGUGAAAACGGGUAUAGCAGGUUUGGAGUGUCCCCUUUACAGGUGCUUUUUUGUAGAGCCCUUGAAAAUGGAAAAGUAACACUUUCUGCUCUCUCCUAGCAUCUGCCAGUGGUUGCGCGGUACCACUUUUGAGCCAAGGCGCCGGUCGAGGGCCAGAAUCAAGGGGGGGGGGGGGGGAGGGAGGGAGGGAGGAAGAGGGAGAGGAGGCAUCGCCCUCUGAGCUUUAUGAAAAAAAAAAAAAAGAAACGACGACAUAAUACCAGCUUUCUGAGGAAGAAAUGUUAAGUUUUUGCGGAAUAGCCAUCACUAGAUGAACGAAAGCGAUCUGGGCGACGCUUCACCCGUGACCACAGAUUCCUCACCCCCCCCCCUUUUUCCCAAACCUUACCUAUAAAUGCGCCUCUGCACCGGUCAAUGACAAUGCAAAAUGCACACACCCGACGCCGUGAUCGGCUGGCGCGCUUCCCUCUCUUUCUGCCAGCAUCCCUUUCCUGGCUGCAUGAUGCCAUUUUUGAGCGAAGGCGCUGGAGAGGAAAAACACCUCUUCAGCUAUGAGUCGCGUUAUGUUUAUGUACUAUACGGGCGCUUAGGUGGCGCAGAUUCUUAGAAAGGAAAAUAAAAUAAAAGAACACGAAUUGGCUUUUUGGCUUAUUUCGAAGUCUUUGCUUACGUCCGCCCGAAAGCACAAUCUGUCGCACCGUUACAGGCAGCACCGACCGGAUUAAUAAUCAGUUUUUUGCAGGUUUAUUUUUUUUAUAUCGUAAGUGUGUUGUUUUACGAGGCUGCUUGUGUGUGAGGAGAGCCAAUAACGUACCAUCAUUAAACAAUUUUCUUUUUUUUAUGGCUACAGAUUACUACAUUGUAUUCAUAGAACAUUACUUUUUUAUACAACGGAUCCCCAAAAAGCAAUAAAAAUUGUUUUUUUCGUGUAAUGUG